Molecule: messenger RNA, 5559 nt
Organism: Astyanax mexicanus (Mexican tetra)
Lineage: Eukaryota; Metazoa; Chordata; Actinopteri; Characiformes; Acestrorhamphidae
Gene: larp4ab
Product: La ribonucleoprotein 4Ab
Exons: 17
Coding region: 323-2632 (769 amino acids)
Biological process (GO): positive regulation of translation
Cellular component (GO): cytoplasmic stress granule; cytosol
Molecular function (GO): mRNA 3'-UTR binding
Source: RefSeq, a predicted model, not a curated record
AGUCGCAUUGUCUGCCGGGACGGUGGCGGAGUGCGAAUUUCUCUCAGAGACGCUCGGUGAUCUCGAGGUGCUGAGCGCUGCAGUUAUUUUCAGCUCGUGUCGGUUAAUGUGUCGGGGAAGAACACUGCACGUCAAGAGUCAGGCGUAACCUUUGGGUCGACAGCUUUUCUGUUUUUCUGGUUUUAGCGAGUCUUAGCUAAUAAACAGACUCAAAACUAGUCACAGCAAGUGCUUGUUGCAUUCGGCCGGCGGGCGGAGGGAGGGAGAGAGGGAGGUGCGGGAGAGGGAGACCGGACUGGACCGGCCGGAACAGCGGCGGCUGAUGACUUCAGAGUACAGGGGUUUAUUACAGAAGCCGGAGGAGGUCGAGCCAGCAUCGUUCAUUUCAGACAACAGCAGACCAACAGCCGGAGCCGGGAAGGAGCAGGGCAGCAUGGUGACCACAAAGGGGGCCGGUCUGAAUCCCAAUGCCAAAGUGUGGCAGGAAGUCUCUGCUCCUCCCACCCACAACCCAGAGGAGGGCAUGGAGAGCCCUGAUUGGCCACAGGCAGACCACACCCCCACAGAUCAGCCAGAAGGCUGCAAAGGGUACAAUAUUGGCUUUGUCGACUCUGAAUCAGGUCCUCCUGUAGAUGGUGGUCUGCUCAAUGGCAUAGACUCAGACAUAUCCUACCCAGUGUAUGAACCAGUGGAAGGAGAGGUGGUGGAGGAGAUGCAGCCCUUGUCUGAGGAGACUCUGAGGGAGUCACUGAAGAAACAGCUCGAGUUCUGCUUCUCCAGGGAGAACCUCUCCAAAGACCUAUAUCUCAUGUCUCAGAUGGAUAGUGAUCAAUUUGUUCCCAUCUGGACGAUCGCCAGCAUGGAGGGCAUUAAACUACUCACCACUGAUAUGGACCUAAUACUGGAGGUGCUGCGAGCAUCACCAAUGGUGCAAGUAGACGAGAAGGGUGAGAAAGUUCGGCCCAAUCAUAAACGCUGCAUCAUUAUUCUUCGUGAAGUACCUGAGACGACACCUGUAGAGGAGGUGGAGUCACUGUUUAAAAAUGAGAAAUGUCCACAAGCCAUCAGCGUUGAAUUUGCUCACAAUAACAACUGGUACAUCACGUUCCAGUCAGAUACUGACGCCCAGCAGGCCUACAAGUACUUGCGUGAAGAAGUGAAAACUUUUCAGGGAAAGCCAAUCAUGGCUCGCAUCAAGGCCAUAAACACCUUCUUUGCUAAGAAUGGCUACGGUGCUGUAGACUCUGCUGUAUACACCAGCAGCCCUCAGUCUCAGUACUCUUCUCCAGUCUACGUGCAGCAGAUGUACCAACAACCUCCUCAGCAGUACCCGCUCUACAGCCUGCUUCCUCAGGCGUGGACCCCUUCGCCCACACCUUAUUUCGAAACACCACUGGCUCCAUUUCCCAACAGUACGUUCGUUAAUGGCUUCAGCGCAGCAGGAAGCUACAAGAAUGGCUCAUCUCCCCUCAGCCUCACGCGCCACUUCCCUCGUAACCGACUUCCACUUUAUUCAAGAAAGAAUGUUAUCAAUACCUUCAGGAAUCACGUUAAGCCGCAGCCCCGUACAGAUGGAACUCCUCAGUCUGAGGCUCUUUUAGGGACAGGCACUCCCCAGACACCACGGACCCCCACCACCGUGGCAAGCUCAGAUGCCUCCACACUCAGCCUUUGUGAUACUCCACCCUCUCCCAUUGAAAACACUCACACUGACCUGGGCAGCAGCCGAGCAAGGAGAGGAAGCUAUCGUGGCAUGAGGCGCAGGAGGGAAGAUGAGCGAACGAGGCUCCUUCCGUUAACAGAGGUCAAAAACCCACCUCCCAAAUUUGACCUGGCAGCCACUAACUUUCCCCCACUGCCUGGGGGAGUGGCAGGCCGGUUGCCUGGAGGAAUGAUCCCACCCACUGAAUCUGGUCUGGAGAAUCGUAUGGCAGAUGUAGUGAAGGGCAUUAACAGGGACAAGUCGGAUGCCACAAAACAAGACGUUCAUAAGGAGUCACAGCCUUCUCAGAGUGAUGGGCCUGCUCCUCUUACUACCACAUCAGCGCCAAAACCUGACACACCGGGCUCCAGCAUUGCGCAUCAAGUGAAGAGACCAGACAGCGAUUCUCAUGUCUCGACUGCUCACAGUCCUGCUCCAGUCACCACUACUCCUGUUCCCGAACCUGCUCCUGUUCCCGUUCCUGCUCCUGUUCAGCCUGCUCUCGUCCCUAAACCUGCUCCAUCCAGUCCAUCUCCCCCCUCCAGCACACCAGUACCGGAGCCUCGGAAACUCAGCUACGCAGAAGUGUGUCAGAAGCCACCUAAAGACCCACCCCCUGCACCUGUGCCAUCUCCUAGCCCCACACCUUCACCUACCGCCAGCCAACCACUUCGUGAGCUUCGUGUAAACAAGGCAGAGGCCCCUGUCCCUACUGAGAGCAGUUCAAGUGAAAGGGUAGAGAAAGGAGUUGAGAGCAGAGCCCCUCGGGAGCAGAACAGCUAUCAUCGUGGUGGUGGAUACAGAGGUGCAGGAUUCAAACUAAGAGAGCAGCAGAGACGACCCCCUCAGGGCAGACGUCCCUCCCCCCAAGUGGGCUACAACAGACGCAGUGGAAAAGAGCAGAACAUCCCUCCGAGAUCGCCAAAGUAGUAACAUCAUAUAGGAGGCCUCAUACACACUUACAGAUUUACACAUCUUAAUAUAUUAUAUUAUAUGUAAAGAGAGUAUAUAAAUCUAUAUAUAAAUCUACAUAUUAACUGCACGAACAGUUGCACUACGUUGAUGAUUGACGGACAGCUCUGAUCACGAAAUGCAUGAGCUGCUGCGUCUUUGAAGAAACAAAAAGAAACAUGAUGGGCAGGGACCCUCAGGACUUGUAACAAUGAAUUUGCCUCCAUGGCACAUGGUUGCUUGUGUGUGUGACUGCAGAAGUGGACUGACUGUACGAGUGUGAAUGAGCUCACUUGUUGCUGGGUGUUUACAGUCCUGGACACCAGUGUACAAUGCUGUGUGGUUCUUAUCCAUACCUGUUAGAGUACUUUAUGAAGCAUCACUGACAUGCCAGCACAGCUUCUCCAUAUGCAACCAGAAGAGGCCAGAUGGUCCGACACUGCUGCUUCCCCCUUCUAGUCCAAAUGUGCGUGUGUUGUGUCAAAAACUGGAAAGCAAAAAACUGUACAGGUUAUAUUCUUUGAGAGAAAAGCAACAAAUGAUCAGAAAUAAAGACUGAUCACUCAGGGCAGGCUGAACUUGGACGACUGUUGAACCACCUGGAAAGAGGAUGAUGAGUUCUUGUGAAGUGGCUGAAGUUGUUGUGUUGUACUUUUCUGGUGUCUGCUUCGUCGUGUGCUGUCAAGUGUUUUCAGAGACUGAAUUGUGGGAAAAAGUAGAUUUCACAGUAAAACAGCGAUGGAAUGUCCUCCCUGCUCUUGUGCUGUGAGCUGUGGUGUAAGUCUCUGUUUUAUGAAACCAGGUGUUUGCUGUGUUGAUUGUGGGCUGUGACUAUAUAUGUAUACAGAUCAGUCAUAACAUUUAAUACCACCUCAUUGUCCAUUUAUCAACUUUUUUUUCUCUAAUUACUAAUAAUUGCUUCCUUUCAAUCUAUUCUUUAACGAUCAGGACCACAACAGAGCAGGUAUUGUUUGGGUGGUGGGUCUUUUACUAAUGCUCAGCACUGCAGUGAUACUGAUGUGGUCAUGGUGUAUUGGUGUGUGUUUACUGUUGCUUGUGGGUCAGACAGUUUUUAAACACCUUUACUGCCACUGCUGGACUGAAUAGUCCCCACCAGUCUGAAAUAUCCAGUCAAAUGUGGGCAGUGUUCUGUGACUGACUGCUGAUGAAGAGUUAGAAGAUGACUAGCAUAGAGUGGAUGGACAGUGUUUAAAAACUCUGCACAACGCGCACCACUUUGUCAGUGUCGCUGUAGUGCUAAGAAUGACCCACUAACCUAAUAAUGUCUGCUGGCUAUUGAAGAUCAGGGUGAAAAGAGGAGUAUAAAGUAUGUAAAGAAAGACUAUUAAAGACUACAGUCUGUAAUUAUAGAAUUACAAAGAGCUACUAUAUGUUCAGUGGAGCUAAUCAAAUGAACAAUGUGUUAAGUAAUAAAUAAAUAAAGCAAGGGUGUGGUAUUAAAGUUCUGGUGGAUCAGUGUGUGCGUAUAACAUGCUAAUACGUCCUCUGCUGUAAAAAAAAAUGAGAAUGCAGAUGAGUAGUAAAUUUAAAGCCUGCUUUUAUGUCAUUGAAUAUGUGCCCAGUAUGCCAGUCUGUGGUGUUUUUGUUUUGGUUUUCCAUUAUUAUAAAAUGUAUAAAAUACAGUAUGUGAGUACAUUUCAGGUAAAUAAUUACCUGUGUGUGUAACAGUGUAGCACACUUAUGCGAUGUAUCCGUUUAUCGGCCAGUCUCAUUUCGUAGAUGAUUGAUUAGGAAGGGGCUCAGGACUCGAAGAGGAAAUCAUUAGUGUUUGAUACACGAGUACGAAUGCAUGUCCUAAUAAUCAUUUUGUGACCUCCUGAGUGUAAAACCGUUUUUAUCAUAGUCUUCAUCAAAAGUUUAAGUUACUAAAAUGUAUUUGAAUGUUCAAAUGUUUCAACAGUAUCAAGUGUUGCUCUUCUUCCCUGCCUUUGAAACAGAUGUACUUUUUAUUUUCUUUCAUUUCUUUCUAUUUUUCAUUGUUCUCAAAUGUAUAAAUGGUUUGUGCACAAAUCCAGACCAAAGUUGAUUCAACAGAAAGACAAUCUCAGGAAGUGCUGUUGUACUGCAGUAACUCCUCCCAUGCUCCGACCCUCAGCCCCCGGGUUAGAGCUACUUGUUCAAGUGGAUGAUGCUACUCACAUGCGUUUUGAUAGAUUAAUGAGUAGGCGGAAUCAUGAAGUAUGUAGUUGUGUUUUUUUUUUUUUGUGUGUGUGUGAAUGUUACUAAAGACUUUUGAGAUGUAAACCUUCUGAAGGUCGUUAAAUUAAAUGUGUCCUAACAGUUGUAUUUUUUGCCACUCAUUUAUAAGACUUAAGCAAUUGAGGGGAAAAGCUCUGCAGUUUUAGUUUUUUUUUUUGUAUUUAUUUUUGUUUCAUUACUUAUGUCCAUUUUUGUUUCGCUUAAAUGCUGGCAUUAGAUGUGUGGGUGGGUGAGACUAUUUGGUGUGGAUGUUAUUUUUUUAUUUUUUUCUUGUAGGAUGAGAUUUUUGGUCACAGACUAUAUAGAGUAUGUGCCACUCAUUCGAAAUAAUCAAUGAGCCUCAUUAUCCUUAAUUUCAUUUUUGAUUUACAAGCAGCUUGUGAUAUUGUAAAAUUAAAUGCACUAAUUUUGUUUCUACUCUGUCUUGUAUGCUGUGAGCUUUUUAGAAAGUAACCUGAGGAUAUUUCAAGUUGCUAGAAUUUAGAUUUUUUCCCCCUCUUCAAUUCAUAGCUUUUCGUAUUUCUGUUUUGGGGUUUCUUUUCCCACAAGGCUUUUUUUGUCAGGGAGAGGUGAAAUAGUACAUGGUCGUAAAAUGUUUUGGACACAGAGUUGUAGAUGUCUAAUGAGAACUGUAUAACUGUUUAAGGAAAAUGGAGAAAAAAAGAGAAUAAAUGAUGAUAAAAUGA